AUGAAGCUUACAUGGUGGCGGUGCCCCAGCCCAUCGGAAGGGGCUGGGCCAACAGUGGAGGCCUGCGCAGCAGCUGACGCGGCGCGACACAGCGGACGUGACGCAGCACCGCGGCCCGUUGUUGUGCUGCUGGCAUGGGUCGGGGCGCAGGACAAGCACGUCCGCACUUACGCCCAGCUAUUCCACAGCUGCGGCUGGGACGCGUUGGUCGCAUCGCCGCCGGCGCUGGCGAUCUGGGCUCCCUACUGGGCGGCCCGCAACGCGCGCCGCGUGCUGGGCGCGCUUUGCGAGGAUAUCGCGGCGCGCGGCGAGCGGCCAGUGGUGUUUUACGCCUUCAGCGGCGCCAUCAAGUCGGUCUACUACCAGAUCCUGCUGCUGCUGGCUGGCAAGGGCCGAGAAGCAGCCGAGUUCUCCGGGGUCCGCAGCUGCGCCGUCGGCCAGGCGUAUGACUCACCGGUCGACUUCACCAGUGAGGCGGGCCAGCGGCUGCUCGCCCCCGCCGGCCCCGGCCGCGUCGCCGUCCUUGCGCGCGGCGCGCUGGCCGCGGCCGCGGGCGCCCUCGACUUUGCUUUCCUCGAGGUGUUUGAGGCCGACAGGGCGGCGCUGUGGAGCGCGCUGCGCCACCCGCCCUUCAAGGGGCCCGUCCUGUUUCUGUACAGCUACACUGAUGGCUUGGUCGACGCCCAAAGGGCGGCCGCCCUGGCGGGGCAGCUGCGGCUGUCUGGCCACCAGGUGCUGGAGCAGGCGUGGGACGACUCGCUGCACGUGUCGCAUGUGGUGGCGCACCCCGCGCAGUACGCGUCGUGCGUCAGGUGGCUGCUGAGCGGCGCUGAGCAAGAGUGGGCGGCCCGAACCGCAAGGCGGCCCGCCGCCGCCGGCAAGGGCGGCGCCGCGCUGGAGCGCGGGCCGGCGGCCGCGCCGGCUGCCUGGACGGCGGCCGUGCUGGGCUUGCAGCCGGCGUGUGCCUGUGAGCGCGGGGCGCAAGCAGGCACGUGGGGCGGCCGCCGCGCCCAGCAGCAGCAGCAGCAGCAGCAGCAGCAGCAGCAGCAGCAGCAGCUGCAGCAGCAGCAGCAGCAGCAGCUGCAGCCGCAGCGCGCAACUCACUUCCUACACCGCAGCGAACACCAGGGUGAGGACCCGGGGGAUGGCGACGCGGCAUCGGGAUCGGCGGAGGAGAGGGCUAGGAUUGUCAUGCGCGAGCUUGGGGUCAGCCCUGGCACCAUCGACGCCGUCGCGGCGCAAAUCGCGCAGCAGUGCGCCAGCAGCACGCGCGGCGCCGCAGCGCCCACCACCAGCAGCAGCGGCCGAGCACGCCGCAGCAGCUGGGCGGGCGCUGGCAGCGGCGGUGGCGGCAGCGGCGGCAGCGGCAGCGGAGGCGCGCGCACGGCCUGGGUUCGGCCACCAGUGGGAGCUGUACCGCGGAGGAGUGAGUUUCAAAACGAGGCUACGCUUGCAGCGGACCCUGUCGUGCGCGCAAGUGCACUCGAGGUGCCAGUGAGCGUGGUGGAGUGGCCAGCUGAUCAGAUCGUCGCCGCACCGCCUGUGCUGGCGCCGGGCCAGCAGCCACAGUGGCAGCAUCCGCAGCGGCGGCAGCAGCAGCGGCAGAGGGAGCAGGACACGGAGCAUUGGGGACUGCCGCAGCGGGCACCUGGCCCAGCGUACGCACUGUUGCCGGAUGACGGCGACGCCCCGAGCGGCAGCGGCCCCCUGUUUGGCUCCGCCCUUGGCCAUACGCACUCGUUUACAAACAUGCUCGGCGGCCCUCACAGCAGCGGCGCCGUGUUUGUCUCUCCGCGCGAGGUCGGUGCGGCUGCCGAGGUUUACCUGCCCCGGCUGGGUGUUGCCGUGCGGCGGGGCAGCUGGCAGGAGCCGUCUGGUAGGGUGCCGCCUGCGCUGGGCGCACUGGGCAUCGGGCCGGGCUCACCGGUGGUGAUCAGGGUGCGGAGCCGUUUGUAG
Molecule: messenger RNA, 1956 nt
Organism: Monoraphidium neglectum
Lineage: Eukaryota; Viridiplantae; Chlorophyta; Chlorophyceae; Sphaeropleales; Selenastraceae
Exons: 6
Coding region: 1-1956 (651 amino acids)
Source: RefSeq, a predicted model, not a curated record